This is a messenger RNA of Amoebophrya sp. A25, 295 nucleotides long. The record is from the annotation of a GenBank genome assembly. Lineage: Eukaryota; Dinophyceae; Syndiniales; Amoebophryaceae.
GUUACAUUGGCGUAGUUGUGUCUCCCAAAAAACGGCAUAUUUACCUACAAUCAGCAUCUUCUAUAUCGGGUCAUUUGAGUGCCACACCAAGCACGUCUGCUCAUUUAGAUCAAUCUGUACUGUACUGAGAGAUACGCUUUUUAAAGCAUUUCUAGUCUGUUUUCGAGCAACGAUGUUACAGUUCUUCCGCUCUGUGAGAUGAUGAGAGUGUGGUCGCGAUCAAUGCCCAACUUCAUAAACCCCACGGCUCUUGUCCCGCCAUCUAUAUUUCUACACCCCCCAAAAAAUGACGUCC